GCUCAGAUUAUUCCUCAGUGGGAUGGUUACCUGGUACUGAAUCCCUGUGGCAGUCCGCAGCCAUUUCAUCAAGCAGUCAAAGCAAUCCUGUCAGAAGACACAGUAUAGCUUCCGACAGCGGAGACACUGGGAUUGGUACCUCCUGUUCUGAUAGUGUGGAAGAUCAUUCAACUUCAAGUGGUACAUCUUCGUUUAAGCCCAGCCGAUCACUGGUUUCUAUUCCCACUGCCCAUGUGAUGCCGUCUAAUGCCAGCUCUUCGCUUUCCAAACGCAGGGAAGCUUUCAAGUCUGAUGGCUCAAAAUGGAGUACAAGCUUUGUACGGUCAGGAGGAGGCAGAAAUCAGGGUGCCCUGGACAAUUCGCUUGACAUGAAAGAUGCAAGACCUGUAAGAAAAUGGUCCUCCUUGUCUAAACUCAGCUCACCAAAUACCUUCAGCCAAGAUGGCAGUAGCCAUUCAGUGGACUCCAGGGCCAGUGCAGACAAAGCUAUGUCACCACAAUUAAGGACAAAUGGGCCAAGUUGUUUGCAUGAUAGCAUGGAGUUGCUAAAAAUUGAGGACAAAGAAAUGGGGAAAAAACGAUCUUCUCUACUGGACUGCAAAUACAAAUUUGAAACGUGCAGCAGAGACGAUUUUGUUUCAGAUUCCUCAAGUAGGAGACAUGCCUUAGACUUGACAUACAGUGCCUUACCUGAAAGCAAACCUACGGGAGCCAGUGGUGAAGCUUUCGGGCAGCGAUAUGCAACUCUGGGACAACAGGCUGUAAGUGGGGCUCCCAUACAGCCAGCAGUGAGGACUCAGAUGUGGCUUAAAGAACAGUUACGGGCAAAUCCCCUGGACUGCAGGACUGCUGAGGAGCCCUAUGGCAUAGCUUCAUGGCAUGUACAGCAGCUUGAAGACUUCAGAAUAGGAGGUGAACAGCCUGUGCAG
This is a messenger RNA of Tauraco erythrolophus (red-crested turaco), 929 nucleotides long. Lineage: Eukaryota; Metazoa; Chordata; Aves; Musophagiformes; Musophagidae. The record is from RefSeq and is a predicted model, not a curated record.